Molecule: messenger RNA, 5982 nt
Organism: Ctenopharyngodon idella (grass carp)
Lineage: Eukaryota; Metazoa; Chordata; Actinopteri; Cypriniformes; Xenocyprididae
Gene: camk2a
Product: calcium/calmodulin-dependent protein kinase II alpha
Exons: 19
Coding region: 219-1688 (489 amino acids)
Biological process (GO): protein phosphorylation
Cellular component (GO): cytoplasm; neuron projection
Molecular function (GO): ATP binding; calmodulin binding; calcium/calmodulin-dependent protein kinase activity
Source: RefSeq, a predicted model, not a curated record
CCAUGGUAACGAGGGCUGUGUAUGGAGGACAGCAGCCAGUCGCAGGCAGCCACAGAAAGAUCUAUCUUUUUUUUUCUCAUUCCACUUCCACUUUUCCAAUAUAGAAAACGAUCUCCAGACCAGGCGUUUGAUCGCGCUUCUGUUCCUCCUGCCUGACGCUUCAAACGCUUCACCUCACAACACUCUCAUCAGACGCAGGAAACACACGCACUUCCAGGAUGGCAACCAUCACCUGCACACGCUUUACAGAGGAAUACCAGCUGUUUGAGGAACUGGGAAAGGGAGCCUUUUCUGUGGUGCGAAGAUGUGUGAAAGUUCUCUCAGGGCAAGAGUACGCUGCUAAGAUCAUCAACACAAAGAAGCUGUCUACUCGGGAUCACCAGAAGCUGGACAGGGAGGCUAGGAUCUGCAGACUGCUGAAGCACUCCAAUAUUGUGCGACUCCAUGACAGCAUCUCAGAGGAAGGCCACCAUUACCUCAUCUUUGACUUAGUAACGGGUGGUGAGCUGUUUGAAGACAUUGUUGCCAGGGAAUAUUACAGCGAAGCAGAUGCCAGCCACUGCAUACAGCAGAUUUUGGAGGCAGUACUUCAUUGCCAUCAGAUGGGUGUCGUGCACAGAGACUUAAAGCCAGAGAACCUGCUUCUGGCUUCCAAAUCGAAAGGGGCAGCUGUGAAGUUGGCAGAUUUUGGCCUUGCCAUUGAGGUUGAAGGGGACCAACAGGCCUGGUUUGGGUUUGCUGGCACUCCUGGUUACCUGUCCCCUGAAGUCUUACGGAAGGACCCUUAUGGAAAAGCUGUAGACCUGUGGGCAUGUGGUGUGAUUCUCUACAUCCUGCUUGUUGGAUACCCCCCCUUUUGGGAUGAAGACCAACAUAGACUCUAUCAGCAAAUUAAAGCUGGCGCCUAUGAUUUUCCUUCACCUGAGUGGGACACAGUCACUCCUGAGGCUAAAGAUCUCAUUAAUAAGAUGCUGACCAUCAACCCAGCCAAACGCAUCACUGCUGCGGAGGCGCUCAAGCACCCAUGGAUCUCACAUCGCUCCACUGUUGCAUCUUGCAUGCAUAGACAGGAGACUGUUGAAUGUUUGAAGAAGUUCAAUGCCAGAAGGAAGCUUAAGGGUGCUAUUCUCACUACUAUGCUGGCCACCAGAAACUUCUCAGGUGGAAAGAGUGGCGUCAGCAAGAAGACAGAUGGUGUGAAGAAAAGGAAGUCCAGUUCCAGCACCCAGCUGAUGGAAUCAUCGGAGAGUACCAACACCACAAUUGAGGAUGAGGAUACUAGAGUGAGGAAGCAAGAAAUCAUCAAAGUAACUGAGCAACUCAUUGAAGCCAUCAGCAAUGGAGACUUUGAGAAUUACACGAAGAUGUGUGAUCCCAGUGUUACAGCGUUUGAGCCUGAGGCCCUGGGCAAUCUGGUGGAGGGACUGGAUUUCCAUCGCUUCUACUUUGAAAACUUGUGGUCAAAGAACAGCAAGCCAGUUCACACUACCAUCCUGAACCCUCAUAUCCAUCUGAUCGGAGAGGAGGCCGCCUGUAUCGCCUACAUUCGUAUCACGCAGUACCUGGACACGAACGGAAUGCCAUGCACUGCCCAGUCAGAGGAGACACGAAUCUGGCAUCGUAAAGAUGGCAAGUGGCAGAUAGUCCAUUUCCAUCGUUCAGGCUCUCCGUCUGCCAUCACUAAAUAAGAGAGUCAGUUGUCAACAUCAGAGUUGCAGGAUCACUCGCUUGAGGAUGUACAAGCUCCGAGCUUCUCAUCUUUUCCUUGAACUUCAUUGGCCCUCUGCUUUACAGUGUCAUCACAUUCACUUCAGCAUUUAUUCCUCAUUGCUCAGAACACUUCUUUUAUGGAUAAACUAUGAUGAAGCCACUUUGUGCUGUGUGGUAUUAAUUUUUUUUUUCAGUAUAUUUGGGUAUGUUUACAAAAUUAGCCACCAUGUUUCGACCAUAAGUGUGCAAAAACGUGCUAUUCGGGACAAGCAUGGAGCAAGUACUACAUUCCAACCAAAAGAGAUCCUGUUGCCUGUGUUUUAUAAAAACGACACGGGUGUUUCGAUAUAUUCUUUUUAAUUUUUACUUCAAUGCAGUAAACAUUUAGGCAUUAGUUUUUCAAUCUCUCUCUCCUAUGCCUGUAAUAAAACUCGAUUGUAACAAUCCUAUUGAAAAGGAGCUCUCUAUUUUUACUUUACAGUUAAACAAAAUCUUCAAUACACGUUUAGAUAUUUGAAAUAAAGUCAAUUCCACAUCUACAUUUAAUGUUUAACUGCUCGGUAAGAAUAUUGUAAUGACUUUUUCAUGUGAAUAGAUAUCAACCAAUUUUCAGAACUCUUUCUACUAUAGUUAAGCACAUUGAACAACAGCGAAUUUCAGUAUACGUUUAGCCCUUGAAAUCAAAGCUGCAUCGAUAGCACAAAAAAAUAAAAAUCUGCACUGCAAGAACAGAUGGAUCAAGGGGGCUGAGCAACCCACUCAACGAACUGUUGCUUAAAGUUAAAGAUGAUGCUGACGGUGGCAUUAUGCUUUGUGGGGCUACAGUAACUGCAUGUGAGACCUUUGCUCCAAGAUAUUUUGUUUUCCAGAGCCUGGGUCUGGUGUGGUGUGCUCAGAGCACUUUGAUAAAGUUCUUCCAGUAGAGCUGGUAUAUUUGUUCUUCCUUUUGUAUCUUAGGAUUCAGGGAUUUUUUCUUUUCACUACAAAAGGAAGUCUCUUGAAGUCACAGAAGCUCUACGUUUGAUGUCUAGGCUUAACGUCUAUUCAAAUUCAAUGGAAGCAUGUUGUUAGAGAGAGAGAGAGCUUUCAAUAAUGGGUGUUGUUACCAGUGAGGGAAGUGCUAAUCUACUGAUGUUGUUUUUAAAACGCUCUAUUUGCUUGACAACAGAAGGCACUCAUCGCUCACAAAUGUGCGUUCAUAUUUAUUAACGAGAACAAUGGAAUCACAGUUGUUAAAAUGAUUCAAGAAGGUGGACAUUGCUAAUUCUACAUAGUGAUGCUCAGCAUUUUAACUUGUUGAUAUUGUAUUCAGACUAUUGCAGUUUCUGGGCUAUUCAACUCAGUCUUUUUGUCUUAUCUAAAAAUUUGUAAGGUAUAUUAACACAUUUUGCAUCUUAUAUGCACAGAUUAAUGUAUGUUCAGAUUUAUUAAACCAUUUACAUUUUAUUAGUAAUACUGUAUGAGCUGAUUAGUCAGAUUUGUCAAAUAAUGCUUAGUAUUUAUUUUGAAAAACAAGAAUGUUGAUGUGAUGAAUGUAUGCACGAUUUUUUUUGUUAUUUGAUUCAUUUUAUCAAAACAAGGUGUGUGCAAAUGUUUGGCCAUGGCUGUACAAAACCGCUAUUCAUCAGGUUUGAUUGUGUGAUAUACUACCAUAAACAGAAAUCCACCUGCAAUCUUCACAAUUUUAUCCGACAAAGAUCCACUCAUAAUAUUUGAACGAGUUAAUUAUUAUUCAACUGUCAUUACAGAACUCAAGUUUUCAAUUAUUUUCCUCUUUAUGUAUCUUUUUAAGGCUCGUUCACACGAAGAACGAUAGCUAUAAAGAGAACUAUAUUUGCGUCCACACCAACGAACGAUAACGGUCUGGUUUUUUUUUUAAGCUCACGCGCUGCGGUUUCAACAAUUUCAAUUUUUUCCCCGUUUUUGUUGCAUUAACCAGCAGAUAUCCUCAGCAUGCUAUGUUUGGAGGGAAUAGCUAGUGUAAUCGAUCUAAUCUAAGAGUGAAUUUAGCUGACGAAGUCAAUAUAGCGGAAUAAAAACAACGCCUUAUCUUUUUCACUGCAACUUCAAAGGAAUCAAGACAGUGUUGUCGAAACUAGCGCUGGAUACCUGAGGUAAUUUUCAGCCUGGUCUCAUUGUUAAUACGUAGAUAUUAAUACGUUACUUUCAAAGACACAAAACGUACAUUUUUGUACGUUUAGAAAGGUGCUAAAACGUACAAUAUUGACGUAAUUAUGGCACUAAAACGUAAAAAUACUUACGUUUUUACAGCGAAAAAAACGUAAAAUAUUUACGAAUCUUUCAUGUCAUAAAGAUAUAUGUAUAAUUUCCCUUUUAUCGUUUUGUAGAUAAAUGUAAGAUCCCUAAACCCCAUCCCGAACCUAAACCUACCCAUUUUAUACAGAAUGUUAAAAGAAUAAAACAUAAAGAACAGAAAUGUGUAGAAAAAUGACAAUUUUAGUAGCCUAAAAAUAUAACAUUAAAACGAUAUUUUGAGCCACUAAUCCUACACCUACCCCUAAAUCUACCCAUAACCAUUUCUUUAAACUACCUACUGUUAUAAAUAAAAGAAUGACAGACAAACAAGCAUAAUCACAAUAAUUUAUUUUUUGCGAAAAUGUCAAAAGUGGUACCAAAAGUAGUUCAAAUGAUGAUGAGUUACAGUCCUCUCUGGCGGUAAUAGUUUUUUAUAGGGUACAGAGCAGGAUUUAAUUUAUUAAUCCAUGAAAUUAUGAUAAAUCCGGCUUCUCUCCGUGAAGGCGCGCACUCAUUUCAAAUGUCAAUCCACUGAAACACGGCAUGUCGCAAUCUGUGACGAAGAAGGUGAGAACCAAUGAGCGUUCGAUAUCAGUGCCGUAAACCAUGUCGUAACGCUUCUCGAGGGUGGCGCUACUUUCAAAUUUGAAUCAUAACGAGCGCGAGCUUUGACUGUGACGGUCCCUGUUGCUGAGAAUGAAGAUGAAGAUCGAUGGAUAAAGGGCUGAAUUUGGAUCUGUUCCUUACAAACAUAUGGAUUCUAAAGAUUUGGAGUACAGCGAACAAAUAAAAUGGAUGUUAUUUGUGAAUUUAUGUUGUGCUUUGGUGUAUCUUAUGGUUGUAUUGUCAGUCGCUGCAUAGGAGAAAACGCCUUCUGUGUCUCACAGCAAACAAACUAAAUAUUACAAAAUGGUUAAACAAUUACAGAAAAUGUAUUCAUUAAGGGUUCAAAUUGUAGUCUUGUUUAACAUUAUGUAAUCCUCCGAAACGAGCAGCACAAGUCACGAACAGAAAUGUUAUUUCAUAUUAAGUAGAUGAGUAAACUGCUUUCAAUAAAUUCGACUAAAAACAUCGUUAAAUCAUUAAAGCCACGAUUUUAAUAUUAAUACAUUACGUUGCAUGAUUUACGUUUUUUUUUUUUUUUUUUUGCUGUUAAUACGUAAGUAUUUUUACGUUUUAGUCCUAUAAAUACGUCAAUGUACGUUUUUGUGUGUAUGAAAACGUAAGUAAAUGUACGUGUGGAAGAACCGCAAUUUACGUAAAAAAUACACACGUUUUCUCGUGAGAUCACGUUGCAAUUUUAUUUUACACUGUUUGCUAGCAUGGCAUAUAUCGUUAAUUCUACUCACCAAUUAUUCCGAGGGUAUGACCGAUUGUUUUCCAUAUAUCCAUUUUCUUUAAAGUAUCCUUGAAAAGGGGUUUUGACUUGUCAAACAGUGGUGGCUUUUUCUCAGCGAUGAACUUCUCCGCACUGCCGUCCGCCAUUUUAAACGCGCGAGCCCUUAAAUUAGAAUGGCUUCUGAUUGGCUGUCAGUUUUAUCGUACAACAUCUGGGAAAAAAAUCGUACUGAAAAUGAUCCCAACGGUAUUGUUUCUCUAUAUCGUUAUAGCUGUGGUGUGGACAGUGCUAUUCUUUUAUAUUUAGAACGAUUUUUAGUUAUCGUUCUUAGUGUGAACGGGCCUUUAGAAAGACACAUUUAGAACUGAAAAAUAAAAUGCAUGGAAAACCUUUUCUAUGUCCUCUAGUAACAUGUUUCAUUGUAAACGGCUACUGAAAGACACUUGCUUUGUGGCCUCUUUGAUGUUUUUGUCUUCUCUAUUGUUUCAGUACAGUUUAUGAAAGGCAUAGCAGCAUUUUGAUAGUUUUUUGACGUAUAUACUGUGUUUUGUUGAGGCAUGCUGUUUUUAUUGUCAAAAAGUGGGUGGGUACGAUAUUGUUUUCGGAGUAAAAUGUACUUUUUGCAGUUUGGCUCUAAUGCAACCGGGCUUAUAAAUAAAAGUGCUUUACAAAGUGUU